GGCCCUAUGUCCCUUCGUUUCUAUUAGUGGAAUUCGCCGUCCACUUUCCAAGAAGCCAAGAAGCGCACGGCCACCCCAUCAGUCACGUGGUUGGUUAGGGUGCAGUGACGUCACCAGAGACAGAUUUGUGAAGAAUAAACAGACUAGAGAACGAGCCCGAGGUGCGUCACUUUAUAUCGCAUCGUCCUUUCAUAGAGAGAGAGCAGAUAAUCUGUUCAAUAUUUUAGAGACCCAAUGCCUGGUCCCACCCAAGCACUGUCCCCAAAUGGAGAGAAUAACAACGACAUCAUUCCUACGGAUGGAUCCAACUGCAUUCCUUACAGAAAAAAUACAGUGCGAGGAGAGCGCGCCUACAGGUAAAUCAGUGCAAAUGCCGCAUUUGGCGUGGUUUCAUAGCAAGGCUUUGAGCACAAGGUUGCUGCAAAACCCUGAACAUUUGUUUCUCGAGCAUUGAAUGUUUUCCACGCCACGGUCUAGCUCUAUUUCGAUUAUGUUACAAUGUAUCAGCUCGUGCCAUAGUGCAUGUAUUGCCUUCUUGGUGACUUGUCAUCAAAUCCAACAUGUACGCGCUGUUUCUUAACCAUGGGGUAAAUCGUUGUAAGGAGGCCUCUGCAAGUUAACAAUUAUGCCAAAGCGAAAUACUUGACAUUUACAUUGAUAAACAGCACAAAUGAUGUGGCGAGUUGGAAAUAGGACCGUUGUUGAAGAGACUACCCCGUUCGCUUGCUUCAUUGUCAAAUACACGGUCACUGUCUUGACUAUAACGUUAAUGAUUGCAAAUAGCUGCUAGAAUAUUCUUGUUGGCCCUACCCUACCUAAUCGUGUGUUCUGGGAAAAGGGGCACCGUUACUGUCGUAGCUAUUCCUUGUAUUAUAUGACAUGGUUUUAAAACCAGUCUGUUCAAAUGAUAAGCUCUUCUGUCUGGUUCAAGUAUAGCCAAUGAGCUAACUGGCUAACAAAGCUAGCAGUACAUCCGCUUUGUUGACACGAGAACUGCUGUCCUUUUUAUCAGUGCGCAAUCAAUGAAAGAGGAUAGUUCGAAACCGAAACUCCAGUCCAAAUUUGGUCAAUUUGGGUCAUUCGAAUAAAUUACGCGCUUGAUGUAAUUGUAGCCUAACGUUAGCUGUUACCAUAAUUCAAUCAAAUGGAAAUGCAUUGUCCUUUGUCGUUAACUGGCCAGCCCUCCUUGUUAUCUGUGACAGCGGGAUGUAAGAUCAUUAGCUAAGUGUUUGCGUUUGGUAUGGUGGAGCGAUAGAACACUAGACAUUAGAACACUAGACAUUAGUAGGCCCGUUAUUAUUUCUGAUACCCAUCUGAGAAUAUGAAAUGCUGCAUUAACAACUCAGGUCUUACAUUUUGACGUUAUGUGCUCCAGCCUCAUCAUUUAGAAUGAAAGAAUUCCAAAUACCAAAACGGUGAAAAGCGUUAUUUUGUUGCACUUUACAAUGUUCUUGCAUAAUGUAGGCUACACUCGUCAAAGACCAUGUUUGAAGUUACUGUGAUCACUAUGGGGGAUCAACAGUUUCACACAUUAUACUAUUCAUGCUAUUUGUUUGCAGUGUGAGAGCUUACACCACUUUCAUUUCACUUUGCUCCAUUGAUGUUUCUGAAGAUUACAUAUCAACACUCACAACAGCCAGCUUCAUUAUGAAGAUACGUUUUUAAUUUGUUAUCCUCAUGCAAUGUGCUCCUCCUUAUCACGUGUAGAUUUUGUAGUACAACUAUACUCAAACUUCGCUCAAAUUCAAUACUCUCCUGAAUGCCUUUUCCAUAUCUGUUUGAGCCCUCUCCUGUUAUGAGUGUAUUUGCGUGUUUCGUGUUGAUAGUGUGUAUCCAUUUCUGCUAAAUCAGACAUCCUGUAUCUUAUAAUUGCGUUACUAACAUGUUAUUACAUUACUGGACAUAACAUGGGAUAUGUGUGGCUUAAUUUCGUACACUAUCUAGUAGCUGUGGUUAUAGGCCUAGGUUUAGUGGCUUGCUGUCGAAUCAGUGAGUUUACCCCUUGAUGGUUUGUAUUGUUGUUGUCUGCAUUGCUUAAUCUUUGCUACUGCAUCUCUCUAUGUUUAAUGGUAGUAGUUGAAAAUUAUAUGGGGGGUUUUAUCUGUUGGUCAACAAUUGUGUGUACAGAAUGUUGGCUAACCAUUAUGUAAAAGGAAUAAAAAUGUUUUCCCUUAUUUUGAGAUGGUGAUGUUUUGGAGAAAGUUAAUUGUAACUGUCUGAGAUAUGCCUUCCUGUCUUUUGCAGUUGGGGGAUGGCGGUCAACGUAUAUUCUACCUCAAUAACCCAGGAGACUAUGAGCAGGCAUGACAUCACUGCCUGGGUUAACGAUCUUCUCGGUCUGAACUACACUAAAGUGGAGCAGCUCUCCUCAGGUAAGAAGAAUUACCCUGUUAAUGUGCUGCAAACUGUUCUUCCUCCCAGAGCCAAGGACCUCAGGAUAUAGGCCUAGCAUAGGAAGGGAGAUUCAGGAUGAUACUAUAGGUAUUGGAAGAGAGAGAGAGAUGGCCAUACUUUUCCUCUCUGAUACGCACAACAUCUGCUAAUAACCCUGUAAUAGGUAUAGUAGCAUGUAUAAUCAAAGAAACCUGGUGUAACCCCAACCUUGCUCCUAACCUAACCUUGCUCUGACAGAGAAGACGGACUGUGCUAUUAAUAAAACUAGUUUGCGCACUUGCUGUGUCUACCAUGCCAUGGCUGCCCCAAGUAAUCCAAUCUCUCUUGAACCACACACAGUCCAAUUGCACACGUGGUCCUCUGUAGCUCAAUUGGUAGAGCAUGGCGCUUGUAACGCCAGGGUAGUGGGUUCGAUUCCCGGGACCACCCAUACGUAAAAAUGUAUGCACACGUGACUGUAAGUCGCUUUGGAUAAAAGCGUCUGCUAAAUGGCAUAUUAUUAUUAUUUAUUAUUGCAAGGUGUGCUAAUGGUACUAAUUUGAGGUUAAAGCUGCUUGUCAGUUCCAUGGUCUCUAGUCUGUCUCUUUUAAUUGAGAGGAUGUGUUGUGCACAGGUUUGCUAAUGGCAGUACCAUGAAACACUUCCAUGAAGCAUAUACCUGAAAAAUAUCAUUAGUUUGCACUUGUAUCAGAAGAGAAACAAGCAGUAAUUUUUGUGUCACACAUCUUCAUUCCUUUCUAGGAGCGGCCUACUGCCAGUUCAUGGAUUUGCUAUUCCCUGGCUGCGUCCAUCUUAAGAAGGUUAAGUUUCAGGCUAAAUUCGAGCAUGAGUACAUUCACAACUUCAAGCUGCUGCAGGCCUCCUUCAAGAGAAUGAAUGUGGACAAGGUGAGAAGAUGAGGCUGAGUAGUGUCCUGAUGGGACCUACCGUAGCUACUAAUGGCAGUUCACCAUUAGAUAGGGCUUUAGUUGAAUUGGCAAGCCUACGCUAUAUUCGAUAGAACACACACACACACACACAACUUUCCUACAUUGUUUUAUUCUCAUUUUUCAUGUCACGUGAAGUGCAGAUUAUUAAACAAUUACCCCAAUAAUUUUUUCUUGAUAAUUUAUUUCCUCUUCUCCUCUCUAAAGAUUAUUCCUGUGGAAAAGCUUGUGAAAGCCAGAUUUCAGGACAACCUUGACUUCAUCCAGUGGUUUAAGAGGUUCUUUGACGCCAACUAUGACGGUAAAGAUUACGACCCACUUCAGGCCAGACAGGGUCAGGAUGCCAUCCCCCCACCUGACCCCGGUGAGCAGAUCUUCAACCUGCCAAAAAAGUCCCAACACCACGCAGCCAGCUCCCCCACUGCAGGUAAGACCAGCUACCUGAGGGGUAUAAUACAAAGCAGGAUCAAUGACUUAGCCAGAUAACUUUCCUAAAUAUUCGGAAAUAACGGUUUAUUUAAAAAAAAAAAAUAUGCGCUUGAAAUUAGCUUUGUUCUAAUUGACUCAACCAAAAACACAUACAUUUAGCUUUCUUAAUGAACCAGAACAUUUGUUGUUAAUUCUGGUUGUUUAUCAAAGUUAGCUGGCUAACUCAUUGAUCCUGUUUUGUAGGAUACCCAUCUGGACAGCAGACAUUGUUUAUGUAGAUUAGGAAACUGACUGAGGGUGUUUUCACGUAUAGGUGUCUUUUAAAGUGAACUCUGGGGUAAAGAAAAAUGCUAAAGAACUAUGUUAUUUUUGUAUUCACACUGCCCUUGCCUUUGAAUAAGGACUCAACUCCUUUGCCAGUUCACUGGUCCGAGUCCUCUUCCCAUUCACAUUGCUAUGUUUAUUAAGGAACCAAGAUCUUUUUCCAACAUUUACUCAAUGUACUUAUUAGGGUUUUUACAAAGUGCAUGACAAGCCUUUCUAUCAGAUAAUGUUAUUGGACACCUAGAUAUACUUUUUGGAAGCUAAUAGAUUGCAUUUAGUUAAAAGAUGGGACAUAUAAUUAUAAUUUGAAGAUUUUAACAUGUAAAUAUUAUUGGUAACAGAAUAAAUAGCAGAAGAAUACUGCAGAUUAAAUAACACUAAUUUAAAAUUGUACACCCAAUGUAGGCCACUGGCCCUUUAAGAGCUAGUGUUGAUUUUAUGGUUAGUGCUAUCCGGGAUCUUUGGGACAUCCCUACCCUAAAUCCUUUCCUUAACCCUUAACUAUUUUAAAUGUCAACUUCCAUGGGGUAACGUCAGAGUUGGGACGUCCCAAGGAUUCCGGAUAGCACGUAUCUUGAUUUUGUACCCAAUGUUGUGAUUCUCACCAAAUAUGUUGUCUUCUCAUAUUAUUCAAACCCCACAAUCGAAUAAACAGCGUAUGAAGCUUUCUUAGCCUAUAGAUCACAUAUGGCAAACAAAUAAUCUGAACAUCGUGUCAGAACUCUCGAGAUGGUCUCAGUUCGGUUCGCUUCAGGGGCUCUUUUGAGGGGUCUGAUUACCUUUGGAGUGUUCACACUGAACAAACAAUUAAGCAAACCGCAUUGAGUUCACAAAAAUUGUCUGAAAGGGACCAAGUGUGAACACCCUGACAUGACCAGAUAGGUUAGAAAAUGUAAACAAUCUUUGUGUUCAGGAGCCACCAGGGCGAGUGCAACAACCCCGAAACAAAACCCCUGCAGCCCCCAUCCAUCCUCCAGACCCUCUUCAGCUAAAAGAAUCCCAGUUGCAACUCCAACGACAACUCCGGCCAAAGGAGAGCGGGAACUAGAAGCACAGGUCACAGUGCUCAACGACCAGGUAUAAAGUCACUACUACAGCAUAAUUACAACUUAAUAUAUGUAAGUUACUACAACAGCGUCAUUACAACUUAAUAUAUCGAAGUUGGACUCACUGGUAAGAUUCGUAAGAAGGAUGUGUAUGUAUUGUUUUUGGCAAAACCAAAAUAACAAGUAAUUACAAACUGCCUUGAAUGAUAAUUCCAUAAUCCUGAUUUUACAAGGAUUAGAUUACUGUUAAACCCUAAACAUGAAAAUGAUCCAAGUAAUAAGCAGUUGAGGAUCAGAGGAACAGCGGCGUAUUACAGCUAUAUUUUUAAGACGGUGCACUGUCCAACUUUGUGACCAUCUUGUAUUUUAUUGACAAUGGGAAAAUCAUUAAUACUGCACAUCAUUUUACAAAACAGUUUCCACACAGUAUUGCACAGACAAUUGUGGUGUGUGAAGUAAAACAAAUAGAUUAUAGGAUUAUCAAUUUGUCUGUGCAAUACUAAUACUACUUUGCCUCAUUUUGUGUACAGGUGAACACAUUAAAACUUGCACUUGAGGGGGUGGAGAAGGAGAGGGACUUUUACUUUGGAAAGCUGCGUGAUGUUGAGGUGCUGGCACAGGAACAGGGUCAGGAGAGCGCCCAGUUCGUGGAGCGACUAAUGGAGAUUCUGUACUCUGCAGACGAACAGGUCAGUCGGCUGUUAUUGUUUGGCUCUUCAUUGAUUUGAUCAUUCAUAGGAAUUUCCCAGAGGCGAUUGGGUGUGGGUUGCUGUUGUGCAACAUUUGUUUAAGAUUCUAGAAGGUUGGUACUGGAUUGGAUAGCAAAUGUUUUGCUAAUUGUUCAAGGACCUCAUUUUCUUUGUAAUCACAGGCCUUUGUUUGCUAAAUGGCUUAUUAUUAUUAUUAUUAUUAUUAUUGAUCGUUUAAUUGAUUUAGGUUGCUGGUGCUGAAAAGACCUAUGGUGGCUGUGGCCCUGACAUUUUGCUAUGACCGCUUGUGUCCCCUCAGGAAGGUGCAGGAGAGGUGGAUGGAGAGGAUGUGGAUCCAGGGGUCCAUGAAGAGGAUGUUCCUGAUGAUCAGCAGGAUGAGUACUGACUGCCAUCACUCCAUGUCCUUGUCCCUGGCCACGGCCCCGUCCCCACCACAACACCAUGCCCUUUUGUUUUGUGAGAAUUUUGUUACAGGUUUUAUUUUUUGGUUUAUUUUUUAUUUUAAAAAAUGUUCCCUCAUGGUUUGUUUAUUUUUUGUUCUCCUGAAGACUGAGCACAUGAAGCAACCUCAUGCAAAGAAACACGACCCUCGUUUUCUUUUUUAGAUAUUCCUCUGCCGUUCUGCAUUCUGUGUGUUAUUGUGACUGUUGUGAAAUGCUGUGGGCAGGUGGCUGUUAUUACAUACCGCCACAUGCAGACAAGCUCAGAACAUCACAGAAGUUUCCAAGGACAGUGACAAAGGGUGAAAAAAAGAAGUCAUCCAAAAUUCUAGAUGUGACGAAAUAUUGUAGUAUGGAGUGGACAGAUAGUGUUUUUAUCUGUCAGCAUGUGUAACGUAUGUUGCCAGCUUCGGUCGGUCCCAUGAUCCAUCCAUUAUGUACGUUGUUUCAAAGUUAUUGUUUAUCUUUUACAUUUUUACAUAUCAACCAUAUUAAUCAUGAGAAUGCAAUAAGAAAACACCCUGAAGGGCCCAUAGUAUCUCAUAUUUAACCUUCCUCCAUAUGUUGCACUGAUAUUUGACUCUGGAAUGGACAAUAUGUCCAUAGACUCACAAUUCACACAAUUACAAAUUAAUUACAAAAACAAUAAUUUGGAAAAGACUUGAUAUUGCCUCUAUAUGAAGUGAGGCAGUACAGUCCAUGAGAAUCAUGAAUUAAAAGUAGUGAGUUAGUCACAUACUUGUCAAAAUUGGUCUAUCUUUAUAAAUUCAAAGAAUUCUGAUAAAUUAAUCAGUGUACUCAAAAAUGCCUAAUUUGCACCAGAUUUGGUGCUUCAGUGACAUAAACAAGGUUGAUUCAUUAUGGCUUCAUCAUAAGGGAAGGGAGCUAAUUUUAGUGUAGACUAGUAUGACCACAAUGAACAUUAUUUUCAACUUUAGUUUUAACAGCAACUAGCCACCUUCGUAUUCAAUGGAAGUCAGGUAUAUUUCAGAUGUUUUCAUAUGAUUUUUGAACCACAUGUCUUAGGGAAAGUUGUGAGUCAGUUCACUGAGUAAUUUGACAUACUAUAUUCCAAGUACGUA
Molecule: messenger RNA, 7351 nt
Organism: Coregonus sp. 'balchen'
Lineage: Eukaryota; Metazoa; Chordata; Actinopteri; Salmoniformes; Salmonidae
Source: the annotation of a GenBank genome assembly